Molecule: messenger RNA, 1350 nt
Organism: Cylicocyclus nassatus
Lineage: Eukaryota; Metazoa; Nematoda; Chromadorea; Rhabditida; Strongylidae
Source: the annotation of a GenBank genome assembly
AUGAUCACCGAUGUGCAACUGGGAAUCUGCGCCAACAUUCUCGGCAUUGGCAUUUUCAUGCUGAUUAAGUCCUGGUCAUGCUGCGUGCCUUCGGUUUCUCACAAUGUUUUCGUCUUCAAUGCAAUUAGAAAAAUUUGCACACAAUCAACCCAUUCCGUAUUGAUGCAAAGUAAUCUACGACAUUCCGGUCCAUAUCAACCGGGAACCUCUGGAGCUCAGUCACCUGGGAUUGAAAAACAGUUCCGGUUUGGAGCAACAACUGCACGAAGUGGUUAUUCAACACCCGGUGGCUACUCAACGUACGGUAUAUCGGCUGAUCGAGUCGGUUGCUUCACAGCGGUUAGAAUGUCUGCAUGGGCGAAACUUACCCGUUUCGCCAGGCGAUUCCUUCACUUCAAACAGAUGGAUUUUGAAUUUGCUUCUUGGCAAAUGCUUUACUUAUUGAUCCAACCACAGAAAGUGUACAGGAACUUCCUCUAUCGAAAGCGUACCAAAGAUCAGUUUGCCCGCGACGAUCCUGCGUUCCUUGUGCUUCUGUCGCUAUCGUUAUUGUUCUCUUCAGUCUUCUACGCAGUCGCUCUUGGACUUACCUUUUGGGGGUUCAUUAAAUUCUUCCUAUGGGUGGUUUUUAUAGACUGCAUUGGUGUAGGAGUGAUUGUUGCUACAAUUCUGUGGUGGUCAUCAAAUCGUUUUCUGCGAAAGGUCCAGGAUCAAGAUGUGGAAUGGGGUUACUGUUUUGAUGUUCAUCUCAACGCCUUCUUUCCUAUGCUCAUUUUGUUGCACGUACUUCUUCCCAUAAUAUAUCCGACACUUGUUGACUCCCCUUCGUUCCUGCCCACUGCUCUUGGAAACACCAUUUGGUUUAUAGCAGCUGUUUAUUAUGUGUAUAUCACUUUUCUUGGGUACACAGCCUUGCCAAUAUUGCACAAAACACAAUACUUCCUAUAUCCAAUGACGUUCUUAUUCAUCUCAUGGGUCGCAACGAUCACUGCUGGUUGGAAUAUUUCUCAAAGUGCAAUGGGCUUCUACCACUAUAGAGUGCGCUCGGACGACGAGCUCAAUCAUCCCAAGUGAACAAGGGCAUGUCGUUCAUUGGUGCUUCAAAGGCCUGACUCUUUGAAAAAGCUUUUGCGACUUUGCCGUGUGAGAAAACUGCAGCAUUCGGACGUUCUGUUUUUCUUCUGAGAAAGCCAAAAAGAAUCUUUUCAAAUGCUUUUGAUUGUUUUACAGAGAUUGCAUCCUACAUUCUUUGUUUCUGUUCAUAUCUAAUCACUAAUUCAUGCAUGGGUAAAAAUAAUAUUAUUUGCCGUACGCAUAGAUUGCAUGUAAGUCAAUAAAUGUACAUUUACU